Messenger RNA from Symbiodinium sp. CCMP2456, 4488 nucleotides. Lineage: Eukaryota; Dinophyceae; Suessiales; Symbiodiniaceae. The record is from the annotation of a GenBank genome assembly.
GAGAGCGGGUCUGAGCCCAAGAAGAUCAAGCCGGGCACGCCCAACAAGGACGCCGUUGUCCGCGAUGAGGACAUGACGGAGGGUGGGCCACCGAGUUUCGCCACGCCGCAGCGGGCGCAGGAGAACGGAGGCUCGCAGUACAACUGGCCAGCCUGGCUAAGACCCGAGAACCUCAGAGAUGCACAAGGCCUUCGCCCGACAGAGCUGGGCUACAACCAGGGCACGCUUUGGGUGCCCGACCCCGUGCGGGAGAAAGCGGAGUACCAGAAGGCGCAGGGCCACAAUACCCCGAUGCUGAUGCAAUUCUGGAAGCUCAAAGCAAAGCAUUUUGACAAAGUGGCAUUAUUCAAGGUUGGGAAGUUCUAUGAGAUCUUCUACUAUGAUGCCUUCAUGGCUCAGCGCAUCUGCAAUCUGAAAUGGAUGGGUCAAGAGAAGAAGCCGCAUGUCGGUUUCCCAGAGAUGGCCAAGCAUGAGUAUGCCAGGCGCAUCGUCGAAGCUGGUUUCAAGGUGGUGGUGGUAGAGCAGGUUGAGCGUGUGGUGGAGACGAACCAGCGCAAGACAGAGGAGAAAAAUAUGGGCCCCACCUGUGUGGAGCGGGAUGUCUGUGAGGUGUACACGAAUGGCACCUUGGUAGAUCCCGAGCUCUUGGCGGGUCCCGGCUCUCGAUUCCUGGCCUACCUCUUCUUCGAGGGGAGCGGCCAGAGAGGUCUUGACUUUGCAGCUUGCUUGGUAGAUUGUGCAACUUCGCAGAUCCAGCUGGGACACUUCAACGAUGCUCCCGACCGCAACCGCCUGCGGACGAUGCUGGCACAGCUGCAGCCCAGUGAAAUCGUCUAUGACACCGCGAAUCUCCCCAUCGAAGUCAUGCAGCUCUUGAAACGACUGCCAUGCAGGCCACAGUUGUCUUCCCGAUCUGCCGGAGACUGCGGACUCCUCAACGCCCGGGAGAAGAUGAACAAGUACCGGGCCGCGCAUCCCAAGGCCUUCAGCCCAGCAGUUCAGGAGGUGCUGACGCAGGACAGUGCUGUCAUCGCAGCUGCUGGCAUCAUGGACUACCUGGAAGCGGCACUACUGGCAGAGAGGCUGCUCCCCUUUGCAACUUGGGAUGUCCUUGCAACAGCUGCCAAAACUCGCACGAGCUCCCAGCGGAUGAUUCUGGAUGCCACGGCUCUGUCUGCUCUCGAAGUGGUUGAGACUCUGGAAGGUGGGUAUGAAGGCUCCCUGCUGGCGUUCCUGGAUCAUACAAGCACGCCUUUCGGGUUCCGCUUGCUGAAGCAAUGGGUUUGUGCUCCGCUUCUCGAUCUGGAGGAUAUUCAGUCCCGCCAGGAGGCUGUGGAGUACUUCCUGCAGAAUGACGAGCUGUCCAAGCAGCUGAGAGCCUCCUUGAAGAAGUGCAUCGCGGGCGGGAAGAUCUCGAAGCUCCCGGUGGAUCUGGAGCGUGCGACCUCCAGGAUUUGGAGCUACGCCUUGCAAGCGGAACGCAAGGCGGUCAUGUACGAUGACAUCACAGCCCGACGCCUUGGACACUUUGUGGAGCUCAUGGAAGCAUACGAGCAAUGCUACCAGUUGCUGAGUACCGCCUUCCCCUUGAACGGAAAUCUGCCGGGUCGCCUUGCCCUGGUUGCAAAGCCUCAGAAGGCCGGCGGGAUCCUUCCGGAGCUCAUGCCCAUCAUCUCAAAGCUGCGUGGGAGCGUCGUGGAGGCCACCGGCAAGAACGGAGCCCUGAAGUUCCGGCCGCAGGAUGGGGCGGACCCUGUUUACGAUCAGAAGAGUCGUGAGAUUCACAUGGUGAAGUCUCAGCUUGACAAGGAGCUGCAGAGAGUCAAGGCAACCUAUCCGAAGGUGCAGUUCUGCUUCGUGCACCGGCUACCAGGUUAUCGCUACGAGGUGGAGUGCGAUGAACAUUCCAUGUCGGCGGCUGCACAGCGUAGCCUUGACAUUACUGGACGAGUCAAGGGAAAGGUUCGCUUCCACACUCCCCAGAUCAAGGAGCUCCUUGUGCAGCUCGAUCAGCUGGAGGACGAACAGGAAGACUGCAUCUUUCCCUUUCUGUCCAAGCUCUUCCGUGAGUUCCAUCUUCAUCAAGCACCCUUCCGCGCACUGGUGCGGUGCGUUUCGGAAGUGGAUGCAUUGCUGUCCCUAGCAGCAGCAUCCAAAGGUUUGCCGGGUGCCGCAUGCAGACCCGAGUUCCUGGCUUCGGAUGCCCGGUCGGCUGCCAGCAUCGAACUACGGACCUGCAGACACCCGGUGGUGGCUGCGAGGAUGGGCAGUGCCUUUGUUCCCAACGAUAUGGCCCUGAACGCGUGCGGGGUACCGGGGCUAUUGAUCGUGACGGGCCCGAACAUGGGCGGCAAGUCCACCGUCCUGCGCCAGACCUGCGUUGCCGUUUUGAUGGCGCAGGUGGGCUGCCGAGUAAAUGCACAGAAGUGCAGGCUCACUCCCGUGGACCGGAUCUUCACUCGUAUCGGUGCCUAUGAUGCAGUACUUGAGGGCAAGAGCACGCUGCUGACUGAGUUGGAGGACCGACGUGAGACGGCUGCCCUCCUGGCGCACGGGACGCCUCGAUCACUGGCUGUUCUGGACCAAGACGAGCUGGGUCGCGGAACUUCUACGUUUGAUGGGGCCGCCAUAGCGUCGGCGGUGCUGGAAGAGCUGAAGUGCCAUGUGCGAUGUCCCGUGCUCUUCGCCACUCACUACCACCCAGUUUCAAAGAAGGCAGCUGAAGACACCGCCAACGUGGCGCCGUUUCACAUGGCUGCAGCUGUUAACCAGGGAACCCACGAGAUGACAUUCCUUUACAAGUUCUUGCCUGGGCUGUGCCCAUCCUCUCAUGGACACAAUGUCGCGAAGAUCGCUGGGCUUCCCGAGAAGGUCUUGAUGGAGGCUCGGGCUCGCUCUGCCGAGUUCGAUGGCGCGGAAGUGUCCAGCGAGGAGGUUGAGCGGCUGGUGCAACUAGCUGCUCAGGAAGAUGUGGCUGCGCUGAAGGUGCGGGUGGUGCAAGAGAGCGGCUGUGAUGCCUCGGCAGCUUGGUCGGAAGCGCCUGAUGAGCCUCUGCCGUUGCCGCAGAUCGCCGGUCGAGUCCGACAGGGCGACCUCGGGGGUGACGUGUCGUGUAUCGCACCGGCCGCUUCACAGGGCAAGCUGCUCCAGGCCAUGCCACGGUUCAUGCAGACGAUGUCGCAAGAGGAUGGGCCGGACCUUCCGAUUAUUCUGCCGAUGGAAAGCAGUGGACAGCACUGCCUGGACGUGCUGACCUGCCUCUGUGCCAUCACGGCCGUGCUCUGCUUCUGCGGCAUCAUCGUCUGUGUGGUGAUGUUAGUUUUUAAUGAGACGAUGCCAUUUAUGUGCCCUUCUCACCACGUUGUCUGCCAGGCUUUGGAGCACUCGGCAAAUCCCCGCUUCCGAGCUACGGUUCUGGCGGUGUUCACCCUCAUGGUGGUCUGCCUGCCUUUGGCCUUGGCUUCGUGCCAGGGCCAGUGCAUAUGCUUGCGGGUGUUCUUGCGAGACGAUGGGCUCGUUUCCCAAAUGAAGCGCUGUCGUGAUGCCUGCUUCAAGCGCCUUCUGGCGGCGCCGUCGGAGAUCGCCAGGAGGCUGCGCUCUCUUCGCUCCAAGAAGCACGCGGCCCACGGCCGGGAUGGCCGCGUGCACCCGAGCCAGGAGGGGCCGAGGCAGCUUCCGACGGUCUGCUUCGGUGCUCAUGGUGCUCAGGACUUUAGCAACUUGGCCAUCGUUCCCGCUCCACAGCUGGCCCACACAGGCUCAAGAGCCAAGCAAGUGCUAGAAGGCUUCCCGAAACGCUGGCGCCAGAGUACGACAUUGCCCUUCCGCGAGCUGAUCGAACUCAGCCCUUCAGAGGGCGAGGGUGCCGAAGUUGCCGCCUUAGUUCUGAGUGACAGAACCUGGCACCGACCCCCGCGUUGCGAGCAGGUGCUCCGUAUUCAGAACUCCAAUGCCUGGGCAGCCUACACUGCCCGGAAAACUCAGCUCCUCUCCAGACGUAACUGGUCUGGUGAGGAGGAUCUCCCCCUGGCUUCUCCCGGCCGCCUGGAUUUCUGCACAGACGAGCUGGACAUCCGGCUCAACGAGCAGUUCCUUCUUUGUGGCACCACUGUCGAGCUUGCGGAGUAUGCGCAAGCCACGGGGGAGGUAGUGGCCAGCCACGAGUGCUCGCGGCACCAACUACAGCAAUCCCUGGGUGGCGGCAUCCACUUCUGCUACCAAGGCUUCAUCGCACAUGAGCAGGCAGCAGAUGCUGGGUACAGCCGCGACGGCCUCGCGAGCCCUUGGGCGGUCUUGGUUUGCCGCGUGCUGGUUGGCAGGCCAUUGCGACACAGCGGCCGCCGUGGCGGCCCGCGGCUCCAGCGCGACUGGGAAAGCGGCCGCUUCGGAAGCCUCCUCCUUGGCGAUGAGACCUGUCGCAUGGAGAUCUUCAUUCCACUGGAUGCCAUCGCAAGCGUUUACCCGGAAUAUGUGGUGAUCCUGCGGUAA